UCUCGUUCCUUAGCAGUUUCCACUUUCCAGGAAUGCCGCAGUUGUCACGAAGAGGAAGAGGCUGUUAUUGUUAACGGUUGGACCCGAACCGAACGGACGUGAUUCAGAUGAAGAACCGGGGCGAUCCUCCGCAGCACAAUAUCCGUUAGAUUGACGGAAUAAUACGGAGUUAGACACAGAACGUAAAAUGCGACCGUUAUUACCGUGAGACAGGUCUCCUGUGGUGCUGUCUCUGCAGCUCUCCUGUUGUGCUGUUCCCGGUAGCGGAAUGGUCUACGCCCAAUCAACAGACACCAUCAAGCCCUCCCUCCUGCCCCUCCUCUCCCCCUCCUUUACCCUCCCCAUGACCUUUAACCUCUCAGACAGGGGCAACACCAGUUCAGCGACACCCUCCAUCUGGAACCACAACACCCUCUCCUCUUCCUCCUCCGGCCUCCAGAACACCACCCAGGUGUGGUAUGAACUCACCCCAGCGGAGGUGGCUGUUCUGGGGCUGGUGUUCAGUCUCCUGUGGUUGGUGUCCAUCCUGGGUAAUGUUCUAGUGUGUGUAGUGAUCCACCGUAGCAGAAGGAGUCAGUCCACUACGAACUACUUUGUGGUGUCCAUGGCCUGUGCCGACCUGUUGCUGUCCCUGGGCUGUGCUCCCUUCAUCCUCCUCCAGGUGACCUGCGGGGGCUGGCCUCUCAGCGCUGCCGCCUGUAAGGCUGUCCGUUACCUGCAGCACCUGUGUCCUGGUGUCCAGGUGUAUGUUCUGCUGUCCAUCUGUGUGGACCGGUUCUACACCAUUGUGUACCCACUGAGCUUCAAGGUGUCCAGGGAGAAAGCGAAGAGGAUGAUUCUGGCCUCCUGGAUGUUGGACGCCGCUUUCGUCUCUCCCUGUCUUUUCUUCUACGGCUCGGAGGCGGGGGACGGGGGAGGGCACUGUGACUUCUUCCUGCCGGCGGGAAGCUGGGAUGGCGUUCUGUAUGGUUCCGUCCACCUGCUCCUGGGGUUCCUGGUCCCAGCUGUCCUCAUCGUGUGGUUCUACCAGCGUGUGGUCCACUACAUCUGGAGGAUCGGCGCCGACGGACACACGGUCAGGAGAACCAUGAACAUCGUCCCCAGGACUAAAGUGAAGACCAUCAAGAUGUUUCUCAUGCUGAACGUGGUGUUCCUCCUCACCUGGACUCCCUUCUACGUGGUCCAGGUGUGGCACCCUAGUGAGGCCCCGGGCCCCAGCAGACAGGGGGCUCUGGUGUUCUGCUGUGUGGUCUGGGUGUCGUUCAGCUCCGCCGCCUCGAAACCCUCGCUCUAUUCCGUCUACAACGCUAACUUCAGACGCGGCAUGAGGGAGACCUUCUGCACGUCCUCUAUGAAGUGUUACCGUAGCAACGCCUACACCAUCACCGCCAGCUCCCGCAUGGCCAAGAGUAACUACGUGGGCGUGGUGGAUAUCCCCGUGGCGACCAAGACGACGCUCACCAAAGACUCCGUCUACGACACGUUUGACCGCGAGGCCAAGGAGAAGAAGCUGGCCUGGCCAAUCAGAGCCAACCCUCCCAACACCUUCGUCUGACGGGAGGGGAGGGAGACGGGGUUUAACUAUCAAUCAGAGCCGACCCUCCCAACACCUUCGUCUGACGGGAGGGGAGGGAGACGGGGUUUAACUAUCAAUCAGAGCCGACCCUCC
Messenger RNA from Oncorhynchus mykiss (rainbow trout), 1669 nucleotides. NCBI's taxonomy places the organism in Eukaryota, Metazoa, Chordata, Actinopteri, Salmoniformes, Salmonidae. The record is from RefSeq and is a predicted model, not a curated record.